Molecule: messenger RNA, 2349 nt
Organism: Panicum virgatum (switchgrass)
Lineage: Eukaryota; Viridiplantae; Streptophyta; Magnoliopsida; Poales; Poaceae
Product: disease resistance protein RPH8A-like
Exons: 2
Coding region: 1110-2051 (313 amino acids)
Source: RefSeq, a predicted model, not a curated record
ACUGACACAGCCGUUUCUUUUGCCCGUUAUUUUGGCUCACGCAGCUUUUUUUUUUUUGCAAAAAAACCCCGCGGCGAGGAGAGAGCGCCUGCCGUAGUCUCGUUCGUCGACGGAUCGCGUGCGUGCUCCAACGCCAAUCAACGAGCAGCGCGAGCGUUGUAGAAAGCGAUGCGGCUCGGCGACGGCGGCGCGGAUCCGCUGCGCGCUCUCGCGGAUUUCGGUUGCCACCAAGGUUCGCGCCUUCUCACGUCCCCAAUCUUGACAUCUCCCCCAUCCAGAUCGAGCUCCAUGAGGAAGGUGGCGGCGGCUCACAUGAGGGAGGAGGAGAAUCAGGCGGCGCGGCGGCAGUGGAGCGGAGGGGCCGCCGUGAAGGAAGUCAAAGGAGUCUGCAUCGGUUGCACGCGUCGGCAGCAUGGCGCAAAAGGAAGGCGACGGCGCAGAUGGGGGAAGGGAGAUGCGGCGGCGCCAGAGCACAACGGCUCUCCCUGUGCGGCAUCUGUGCCGAAGCUGGAGUGAAGAGCGCAGUUGGGCCUGGCGCAGCUCCUUCACCAGCGUCCAUGUAUGAAUUUGUUUUUACUAUGCACUCGGAUUGCUUGCUGCAGUUGUUUUGCUCUCUCAGUUGUCGGCAUACCAAAUCAUUAAAAUUUAGCAAGUAAAUGUAUCUCUAUUAAGCAAAGUGGUAUGUUAUGUUUAUCUGUGCUUAAAAACCUGCUCAAUAUAUUUCUCUCUUUCUUGGAUUGCCAUUUGCUUAAUGCCACAUUUUCUGAUCAUUAUAUAGUAUGUAUACAUAAUAUUUGAUCACUAGUUCUGAUUCUAUGUGUAUAGACCACACCUAGUUCUACAACAUGAGUGGUGUACAGAACAUUUUGAAAUCUGCAUAUUGUCUGAACUGAUACAAGAACCAUACUGAUCAGUAAAGUUUUUACAAGAAGAAAUUACAUCUUUCACAGUUAAGCUUUGAAAUGACAUCUUUGAAAAGGUUUUCCAAGAAGAAAUUGUUUCCCGAAUUUACUUAAGGUAAGCUGUCAAAGUGACAAGUGAUAGCGUCAUUAAUUUCUGAAUUUACUUAAUGUAAGUUGUCAAGUGAUCAUGCACUAAAAACAGAUGUGAUGGUGAGCUCACUCCGGACUGUAGGUGUGCUUUACAUUGACAGUCUUGGCGAUGUUCAUCUUCCGAAGGAGAUUGGACUGAUGAGAUAUUUGAGGUAUCUUGGCCUCGGAGGCAAAGGGCGCUAUUAUCUCCCUUCAUCAAUUGGGGACCUCCUGAGCCUCGAGACAUUUCAUGCUACAGGAUUACUAAUGUAUAUCCCUAAUUCCCUGUGGAAGAUCCAGACACUGAGCAGUGUGUAUGCUAGCCAAGUUCAUUACAUGGCAGGGCCACAGAUCCGUUGGAAUUCUAAGCUGGAGGUGAUGGUAGCCCGACAUACAGGUCAGCUUGGGGAAUUUUUUGCAGAAAUGAAAGCAAUAAAAGCACAAAUAAUGAAGAACAAGAGCCCCAACAUCUCAUGCUGCUUUGUCAUGCGUUAUCGUAAGGAACAAUGGGACAUUGUGGAGAGGUGCGAAGGGCCACAGUUCCUUUGCUAUCUCUCAGAGUUUAGAGAAUGGGAUGUUGUCAACAUGCUAAAGAUAUGCUGCACAAAUCUACUCAGAAAUGAUGAGGAUAUACCGGAGCUGGGGAGCCUACAGCGACUCCGGCACCUUGAAAUAGGCGAGCAGUCAUACACAGGGCCAGUAAUUACUUGCAUGUCUGGAAGCUUUCCUUGUGUAAUAAAGUUGGUGCUCCACGAUCUUGUAGUGGCAGAUUGGAAACUGGAGCGAGGAUCCAUGAAAUCUCUAGCACGUCUGACACUUUGCAAGUGCCCCAAUCUGAAACACCUUCCUGAGGGGUUGUUAUGGCUCCCGCGUCUCCGCAAGCUGGACCUCAUCGCCAUGCCUCAAAGUUGCUACCAGGAAGGUACCGUUGCUUGGGAGCUGGAGAAGAGAGGCUGCGAGGUUUUUGUCUCAUCGAACGAGGAAGACUUCAAGCAUCUCGAUGUUACGGAAGACUUCUAAAACAUGAGUAUGCCGGAGGCUAUGGUCCGAUUUGAAGCCAGGGCAAGAUUAGCGCUCAAAAUUUCAUGAAAGCGCUAUAGUGUGAUAUGCAAUACUGUAGCACUUAUAAUCUACCUGUAAUUAAUUACUGUUGGGAUGUGCGGUUUUCAAAAUAAAUUCUGGUAUGGAGUACCAAAGACAUUUGGCUGUGUACCUGUGAUGCUAUCAUAGCAGUAUGUCAGUAUGUGAGUGUGUCAUGUAAUUUACCUAUAUGUUCCAAGAAUAGUCGUCUAAUGCUGAAAUCGAACAUUUGCCCGAA